Molecule: messenger RNA, 5508 nt
Organism: Blepharisma stoltei
Lineage: Eukaryota; Ciliophora; Heterotrichea; Heterotrichida; Blepharismidae
Source: the annotation of a GenBank genome assembly
AUGAUUAAAAAAUGCGAUAAUCAAGGGAUAGUCUGGAUUAUCAAAAUAAUCGGUUCAAUUUCUCAAGUUUCUAAUUACUUUAAAAGCCAAAUUGUCUGGUUUAAUAGUUUUAUUGAGAAUUUUUGUGUUGCCCUUGAAGAAUCAUCUAUAGAUCCAAAUCAAGAUUUUUUCAACUCUUGUACAAAUUUGAUAAAUAAUCUAGAAUGAAGCCGCCUAAAUAAAGAUUCUAAUAGCUUUCAAUUUUACUAUCAGCUUAAAGCUUUUAACUCCAUUUUUCUAACUCCUAUGCUUCUCCAAUUUGUUGUUGUUGAUUAUUUUAGUGUCUUAAAUAAUUUCUUUUUUUGCUUUUUUUUUUGUUAAGAAAAUAAGUAAAAUUCUGUGGGUGAAACUGACGUCAUCGACUUUAAGGGAAUGAUUAAAAUUUUUAUCAGAGCAAAUACCUUUGCAUUUUACCUUUUCUAUUAAAGAAAUGGUAAUACUUUUUAGCUUUCUAAAUACAGUUGAAUCAAUUGUUUAUAAAGAGCAAGAUACACUAUUAGUAGAAGAUUUCUAUAAUUUGGUACUUCAGAUGCUUUAUAAAAUGCUGAUAAGAGAAAAUAAGAUAUUCAAUACAGAGGCAUUUAUAGGUGUACUUAUGAAAAUGGCAGACAGUGAUGGCCAUACAGUACUACUAGAAAAAUUUCUCCAAUAUCUUUGUAAAGUUUCUCUGCCUAUUGAGAAGUUUAAUGAAUUAUACGUUGUUAUGCUAAAUCUUUUAGAAGAUCAUAGAGAAAAUCUAAAACUUCCCCCUCAUUAAGUGAACAAAAUCAUUAGAAAAAUCGCUUUUUUUUGCCCAAAAACUCACCCUCCGUGAGCGAACAAACAUUUUUUUAAUAGAAAAAAAUUUUAUGAAAUAAUAAAGUGAUAAUUAUCGUAAUGAAAUCUCUAGUGCUAAUUCUGUUUAAUUUUAAACAACAAUUUGCUUUUUAAAAACAUAAAUUUUAUAAAUUAAAUUAAUAUUUGGAAUUUGGUUUUUUUCAAAUUUUUGAAAAAAAAAAAUAAUCCCCCUCCAUGAGCGAACAAUUUUUUUUGUUCGCUCACGGAGUGAGAGGAGUAAACAUUCGCCAAAGUUUGAUUAAAAUUAUGAUUAAGCUAGUCCUAAAAUCAAUCCCUAACAUACCAGAAAUAACAAAAGUAAAAUAUAUUAUUCAAAAUUUAUAUUUAGAUCUAGAUAGAUGCUUACAUAAUGAAAUCAGCUUUGGAGUUUACACAUCGAUAGUGCGAAUUAUCAGUAAAGUAAUGUACUUUUCCAAUACAACUGCGAUGAUAGAGAAUUUCAAAAGCUUUAUUGACCUCAUCACUUCAAGAAUCCCUAAAACUGAAAAUAUCCAAGAUAAGACAGAAAUAAUUGAUAAUUUGACAGGAAAAGCUAAAGAGUUUGUAGGUUUUGCAUUAAGUCUUCAUGAUAGACCAAAUUUCCCUCAAUGGCUUAUUGAUACUCAUGAUGCAACUUUAGUUUAUGGUUUAGCCUUAAGCAUUUUUUCUUUGAUUAAUUAUCUUCCGAACUAUAAUCAGCUUAAAACUUAUCUUUUUGGAGUUGCUGAUAAUUCAGGGUAUGAAAAAGCUUUGGAUUUGUUUUUAUUGCUUUUGCAUAAUAUCAAGGACAAAUUUAAAAACAAUAUACGAUGGUUUUUGGAGUUAUUAGGGGUUCUAGAAGAUUUAACUAAUCCAGCUUUUAUAGAGACUGAACCUAUUUUAUCUGGUAAAUUUAGAACAAUUUUGAGAGAAAUUAUUCAAAUAUCUAAAGAAUUAAAGCUACUUUCGUUAAACCAGCCAAAUUUGCCGAUUUUGAAUUUCUUAACUUUAAGCAACUUAUUUAAUGAAAGUCGCCAAUUGAAGAAAUAUGAUAGGAGUGCUAUAUAUAUAAGGGAUGGAGGAUUUAUUCGAUUUAUUUUGAAAUUUAUAUUUUUAAGUUUGGAUUUCGAGCAAAAUGACGAAACAAUAGAAAAUCUCAAAUGUUUAAUGAAAUUUUGAAAUGAAAAACAUACAAGCAAAUUACCUAAAAAGGAGCUUUCAAGAUGUGAAAGACUAACAAAGCUUUAUACAAAUUAUCCUAAAGAUCAAAGUAAUCUUCUCAGUGCAGAUUUUUUAAAAUUAUAUAUUUUUACAGAAAUUGCUGAAAUUAUUUUCCACAAUAAUUCAGUGAGUUUAUUGGACUUUUUGUCGAAAUUUAUAUUACAAUUUAAUAUAUGCAAUCUGCUUCUUGAGGUGCUGAACUCUCUGACCUCGGAAGAUCUCGUGAAUUUUCAUAAUCUUGAAGUAAGCCUAGACAAGCAUUUUCAUGGCACUUCAAAAUCUUACCAUCUAAUACAUUUCAGAAACAGGAUAUCCAAGAAUAUUCUGGAAAAAAUAAGAAAUACAUCCCCUAUAAGAAAUUCAGGCUCUGUUGUUGAUUUUUAUAUAAAUGAUCAGAAUUUAAUUUCAGAUUUCAAAAAAGCUCUAACCAAAGAAGUAAAUAAAUUAAUCAACUCUUUAGAAAACUUCGAAGUAAUGGUACAAGUUUUGACAUCAGAUGACUGGAUUAAAAAUGUUCAUUUGUUUUUAUUAGCUUUUACAUCAAUGAAGAUUAAUUUUUUGACAAUAAUCGUGCCGAAUUUUAAGUAUAGUUACCCAGAAAUGGAAUCUCCUUAUUUAUCAAAAAGUUUUCAUACCCCAGUCAGAACUUCAAGUAAUAACGAUAAAUAUGAAGAAACAGCUGAACUUCAAUUUGAUGAAUAUUUAAAAUUAAUUGGAAAAUCGUAUAGACGAGAAAAAGGGGAAAUACGGCUUAUUGAAAAAGAAUUUGAGCGAAAAGAGGAAUAUGAUAAAAUUCUGUAUUCAAAACAAAAUAAAGAAAUUGAAAAAACUAUGAAGGCGCUUAUAGAGAAUCCUGGAGAAAAUACAAAUUAUUUCAGUAUAAUCAAUAGAUGCGACAGUGAAGGAAAGAUGCCGUUUUUAAAAGAAUGAAGCCGACAAAAAUUGAUUUUUGAAAGCAAUUCAGCUGAAAUCAAGCGCCAAAACGACACUUUUCAAUCAAAAACUAUUUUUGACGAAAUUGAUAAUUCACAAGAAUUUUCCAAAAAUCUAGCGAUAUUGGAACAAGGAAUCAGUACAAAAAUUUCUUCUGAUGAGAAAAGUGACCCUUCUUCAUAUGCUAGUGAAGCUGAGAUUAUUGAAGAAAUAAAAGAGUCUGAAGAUUCAGAAAAUGAAAACGAAAGAUUCACUGAAACCCAAAAAAAUACUCCAAGUGUCAUUAAUGAGCAAUCAGUUGAAAGCGAGCUGGAUCUUUAUCUUUCAAACAUAAAUCCUUCUUCUGAAAUUAACUAUAAUUGUGCCAGGCUCAAAAUCAAGGGCCUUUACCGAGGAGUACUUAAAUUUAUAGAUAAUUACAUCGUUUUCAUUAAUGAAGAUACAAGAAAAAAUUCUCAAUCUGAAGCUACCUCAAAGCCAUAUGAAAAAGCUAUCAAAAAAAUAUGAUCGAUAAUAGAAAUCCAAGAAAUUUACCCCAGAAGAUACAUCCACAGUCAUACAGCAAUAGAAAUAUUUCUUAAAAGCGGCAAAACAAUAUAUUUCACUUUUGAUGAUAAAGAAGCACGUGAGGGUGUUAUAAACUAUUUAAAUGAUAAGCUUAGACCAUAUAGUGUGCAAGCACAUAAUGGAGGGGCCCUCAAAAAAUAUACAAAAUGCUGAAAAACUGGAUCAAUAAGCAAUUUUGAAUAUUUGAUGAUAUUAAAUAAAUUCGCAAGCCGCUCAUUCAAUGACUUGAGCCAGUAUCCUAUAUUCCCUUGGGUUCUCAAGUGUUAUGAUAGAGACAUAGAUUUUGAAGACCCCAGCAUUUAUCGUGACUUUAAAUUGCCUGCUGGUGCUCAAACAGAAGAACGAAAGCGUGAUGCAGCCAGAAAAUAUACCAUGUGUAUGGAAUCUGGAAUGCCUCCAUUUCAUCAUGGGACCCAUUAUUCUAAUGGAGGCUUAGUUCUUCAUUAUUUGGAAAGAAUUGAACCUUAUACAGCUCAAGCUAAAAUCUUGCAUGGAGGAAAUUUUGAUGUCGCUGACCGUCAAUUUAAUUCUAUACAAGCUGCAUGAGACAAUAUAACGGGCAUUGCUGGGGAAACGAAAGAACUUAUCCCAGAGCUCUUUUAUUUGCCUGAAAUUUUGGUUAACUUGAAUAAUCUUGAUCUUGGGACUAAACAAAACGGAAAGCCUGCUUGAGAUGUAGAUUUUCCAAGCUGGUCUAAGUCUCAAUAUGAUUUUAUAAUAAAGCAUAGAAAAGCUCUGGAAUCUGCAUAUGUCAGUGAAAAUUUGCACAAUUGAAUUGAUCUAAUUUUUGGAUAUAAGCAAACUGGGUCUAAUGCGGUUGAUGCUCUUAAUGUAUUUUUUGCUACUACUUAUGAAGAUAAUUUUCAGAAAAUUAUAAAUAAUUCUGAAGACCAAGAUUUUAAACAAACAAUAAAAGACCAAGCAAUCCAUUUUGGCCAAACACCAAUUCAGCUUUUUAAACGCUCACAUACUAAAAGAGAUACAAAAGAAAAAUCCAAAGCAGGCUCUAUUAUAAAUAAAAUUAAAAAUUCAGUGACCAAUUGAACUGAAUCCUUCCACAGCAAUGGAAAAAUCAUGAAUAUUCUGGCUUCACAAAAAAUUUUUGUAAUUAUAAAAUAUUUUGAAAGCAAAAUAGUUUUGGUUAAAUUUAAAAACAAAGGAGAUUUAAAAAUUGAUUUUUUGAACCCAAAAGAAAUAGAACUCGAAGGAACUCAGUGAAUGCUAGAUGAAAAACUGAUAGACACUUCUCUAUUUCAGAUUAUAAAAGAAGAAGGAAUUGUUUCAGGAGGCUAUAUUGAUAAAACUUUUAAAAUUCAUAACUUUGAUGGCUAUUUAAUAGGAUCUUAUAGCUACCAUAUGAAUCUAGUAUCAGCUAUUGCAGUUGCAAAAUCAAAAAUUAUUACUGGAAGCUUUGACACAUCAAUUGUGUCUUGGAGAAUUGGAAAUACAAUAAAUGAUAAAAUAAGACGUGAAAACUUAAAUUAUGCAGGGCAUAUAAGCGAAAUUAGGCAGCUCACUGUUUCUGAAGGUUACCAGAUAUUAGUUUCAUUAGGGUUUGAUAAUACUGUGAUGGUUCACAAUUUAAGAAACUCAGAACUUAUAAAAAAAUUGCAAUUUAACUCAAAAAUCAAUGAAAUUGUUUUUAGUGAACUAGGAUUAAUAAUAGCUUGCGGACUUGAUGGGACCUUUGUAAAAACUCUCAAUGGCUAUGAUUUAAAUAUAAGACCAAGGACAAAAAAUAUUAAAAAUACCGAUAUAAGCAGCUCUGGUGAAGUUUUACUUUUUACUUCCCAAGAAGGAGUUUCUAUCUUUGAGCUCCUCAGCAGCAACAAUGAAUCAGAAUAUAUAUUAAGCACUGAAGAGUUUUCUAAUUCAAAAUUUUCAGCAUCUCAAGACUAUUUAAUUUGUUAUCAAAAUAGAGCUGAUGAUUUUGUUGUGUCAACAUUAGAAUAA